CUCUGAAAUCAAUAAAAAUAUUUUUAAAAUUAUAAAAAAAUAAAAGAAAGUACAACUAAAAUGCCAAACAGGAGGGGAAAAGUGGAGUGAAAAUUACUUUAUUAAUCCAAAAGGAAAUGAGAAAGGAGAAACAAAUAACAGGUAGAAAAAAAAGAAAAUAGUAAGAUGGUAGUUUUAAGCCCAUCUAUAAAAUUAGUAGUUACAUUAAAUGUAAAUGGUCUAAGCACUUCAAUAAAAAAGACUAUCAGACUGUAUAUAAAAAAACAAAAAAGCAAAGCCAUUUACAUGGUGCUUAUAAGAGACACAAGCUGUUUAACAUGCAAAAUCCAUUUGAGCCCCUCUCUCCAGCUACAGCUAAUGUGCUUGGUCCUUCAGAGGAAGCUAAGGCCACGUUGGGGUGAGAUCCUCACUUCUUCCAGCAACUAGCACCACUUCCGGCAGGGCCCGCCCAGCACUUGCCCACAUGAUAGCUUUCAUCUCAGAGCUCACCUGCAUCUACUUGGCCUUUAUCCUGCCUGACGAAGAGGUGACGGUGACAGCUUUGGCCAAUGUCGACAUUGGGAGCCUCCUCUGCAAUGUAGGGGCUGGUGAACCUGUCCCAGCAGCUGGCAGUGCCCUAGCAGGAAGUCCUGCCCUCUUCACCUCUGUUGCCCCAGCUGAGGAGAGGAAAGUAGAAGGAAAGAAAGAAGAAUCUGAGGAGUCUGAUGAUGACAUAGGCUUUGGUCUUUUUGACUAA
Molecule: messenger RNA, 736 nt
Organism: Eptesicus fuscus (big brown bat)
Lineage: Eukaryota; Metazoa; Chordata; Mammalia; Chiroptera; Vespertilionidae
Product: 60S acidic ribosomal protein P1-like
Exons: 2
Coding region: 464-736 (90 amino acids)
Biological process (GO): cytoplasmic translation
Cellular component (GO): cytosolic large ribosomal subunit
Molecular function (GO): structural constituent of ribosome; ribonucleoprotein complex binding; protein kinase activator activity
Source: RefSeq, a predicted model, not a curated record